AACUCCUCGGAAUCACAGAGGAAUUAUUACCUUUUGGCUUCCCAUAGCGGAAGGAGGAGUCGCGACGCAAGCUCCAAAAUCCAGCGGAGAGCCGAACCCGGAAGACAGAGCAAGAGAUAGAGCAGCGCUCGUCUCCGGCUCCUCUUCUGGAUCUAUAAGAGAUCCCCCGAACCUGAGACGGCUGGCUGCCUCGGCAGCGGCCGGCCCAGAUUCGCGAGGCUCUGAAACCCGACUCGCUUCGGCUUCCGGGAAGAGCGCGAGUCGUGAGCCGAGCUGCUUAAUUGCUGAUGAUGACUUUGACUCAACCUUUAAGACCAACGUGCUGGUGAAUUCCAGCGGCUACUGCACCUAUCUGCCUCCAGGUAUCUUCAUGAGCACCUGUAAUGUGGAUGUCCGCUGGUUUCCUUUCGACAUCCAGAAGUGUGAGUUGAAAUUUGGCUCAUGGACAUUUGACGGCUGGCUGCUGGACCUCCAGAUGAGUGAGGCUGAUAUUUCUGGCUACAUGCCCAAUGGAGAGUGGGACUUAGUGGGUGUGCCUGGCACAAGGAAUGAGGUUUUCUAUGACUGCUGUAAGGAGCCAUACCCAGACGUGACAUUUGUGGUAACCAUCCGCAGACGAACACUCUACUACGCCCUGAACCUUCUCAUUCCCUGCGUCCUGCUCUCCUCCAUGACCCUACUGAUCUUUGUGCUGCCUGCUGACUCUGGAGAGAAGAUCUCACUGGGUAUUACCGUUCUGCUAUCACUAACAGUCUUCAUGUUACUGGUGGCAGAAAUUAUGCCUGCCACUUCUGACUCCAUUCCACUCAUAGGGCAGUACUUUGCUAGCAUAAUGAUCAUCGUUGGGAUGUCAGUCAUAGCAACUGUGGUUGUGCUACAAUAUCAUCAUCAUGAUCCAAAUGGGGGAACCAUGCCUAAAUGGGUCCAGCUGGUUCUUCUCCAGUGGGUGGCCUGGUUUUUGCGUAUGAAGCGCCCUGGUGAGUGUGAAGACCCUGAGCGUCCUCCUUGUGCUCCCCAUCUACGCCGUUGCUCUUCAGGCUCCCAUACUGGCAGCCUUCCCAACACGGUUGAUCACCACCAGCACCACCAUUUGCCUACCACACUACACCCACUCCACCCCCAGAGCCUUUUGCAAGCAGUAGGCCAUGCCAACCAUCUGCCCUCACAGGGUAACAGUGCUAACAACAAUGGCAACCUGCUCUACACUGGCUUCCCAAGCUUGGACGAGGCCUCGCCGCCUCCACUGUUGGUCGACUCGGCACCAAGGAACAGCAUAUCAGGUGGUGUCACUCGACCAGGGUCUUCUAGCCCGCCACCUCACUUGCCUUCACAUUUCAGCAGUCCUCCCCCUCCACCAACGCCAAACCUGGAUGCCCCUGGAUGCCCCAGUACGGUCUCAGGUGGUGCUGGUGGAUGUUCAUGCUCAGCAGCCAGUGGCAGUGGAGGAGACCCACAGCUACAGGCUAUCCUGGAUGAGGUGCGUUACAUUGCUGAACGUUUCAGAGCCCAGGACGAAAGCGACAGUGUGGCUGAGCAGUGGAAGUUUGCAGGGGCUGUCAUUGACCGCCUCUGCCUUGUGGCCUUCAGUGUCUUUAACAUCAUCUGCACCAUCUCCAUCCUCAUGUCAGCACCCAACUUUGUUGAAGCUGUUUCCAAGGACUUCAUUUGAUGAGUCACAAAUGAAUGUACAAUGUAGGAAGAUAUGUAGAUGCAGGAAAGUCUGUCUGUAAACAGGAUAUAUCACAUAUAUCAAAGACCUUUGAGUUGUGGGAAACAUAAAGUGUAUUAAACAAUAUGACUCCAUAACUUUAAAUACUAGACAGACUUAUGGACAAGAAUUGACCUCUUUGUGGAAAUAGUAUCCAGCCAAACAUAAUUCACAAAGAGAGAGGGAGACAAUGGGAACUAAAAUCGUGUUCAAAAGAAUGUAACAUGGUCUUGUCAUCGUAGGACAAUACAAGAUCACUGUGAAGUGUCAAAAUAUAUUUUGAGAAUGUGCAUGUUUGGGUGUGUUGCAAUGAAUGAAAAAAACAGAGCUGGUAAGAAUGAGCAACAAAAGAGAGGGUGGAGGAGAGGCUCAGGAUGUCUAUGGAGAUGUGUAGGUGGUAUUGACUAAAAACAGAAAUUUUCAGAAAUCUUUAAUCGAGAAGAAAAUGAGGAGGGUUUCUUUUCCCUACUUCUUUUUGAUAGCACACAAUGGAGUGGGAAGCCUUUGUACAUUCUGCAGCAAAAUACAAUAAAGCAGUGAAUAGAUGAAUACAGAUGUUAGGAGGGAAUGGUAUGCAGAAUGCUCGUUAAACCUACCAAGAUUGUGGUGGAGGGAGAUAGUAAAUCAUCACUGAGGGAAGAGCAGAUGGGAGGACAAAGGCAAUGAAAGAGGGCAAGAGUCAAAAAAGAAGAAGCAAUGAGAAGAAGGAUGGGUAGAAAAGGGGUUGGUUAUCGAUUGUUAUUAUAUACUGGCACUGAGAAAGAUGUAGGAACAGUGUAGGAAAUCAAAACACUGUUAGGGGAAAAAGUAAGCGAGAGAUAAGUUUCUGGCGUAGCUGGAGGCCCAUUGUGGGAGAGAUGUAAAAUAGAACAUCUCACAUCUUGAAACACAGCACACAGAUGCAACUUCAUUCAAAGAAAACAAAAUAACAGACUAGACUUAGAGUCAAUACAGAGAAGAGAGAUUGAUAGCACUGAGACAAAGAGAUAGAUCACUGGAAUGAUUCCCUCAAGAGACACUGAGAAAUGGCACACAGGCACUAAAGACACUUUUACAAUCUUCAAGAUAUUUUAUUCCCCAUACUCACAGAUGACAGACAUCAACAACAAAAGCACUUGCAGAAUAUUCAAGUCCACCCACCACAACUGAUAGGAAUUGUAACUAGCAAAACUAAUUUAGUGGAAUUUCAAAAAAAUGAAGUGAACGAUAAGCUACAACCACUAACCCCACCCGUUACCCUCUUCUUAACCAUUAGGAACAUUUCAUGCUAUUUGACGUUCUAAAGAAAAAACCGUGAGAACAGCUUGUCAAUUCAGUAACUGCAGAACGACAGUGGCCCUAAUGCCGGACAAAAUGUAAUAUCCAUCAUGCACUGUAGCUGCUGUAUGGCUGAAAGCAGUGAAUUAUAAGCAGCAAGGAUUUUUUCAAAUGCAUUAAUGCAGCAACCAUGAGCAGGAAUCAGGAAGUUUCUUAGCACCAAGCUGAACAUUUUUAAAUAUUUUAAGUUAGGAUAUUUUCUACUAUUUUCUACUGUUUCCUUGCAGUUCCCAUGCAUACACUUUUUAAACUUUAACAUUUACUGGUCAUUAGGGCUGGGCAAUACAUCAAUAUAACAUCGUUUUCGUGAUUAAUGAUUACACGAUACACUUUUCUGAGAUAUGGUUGGUAUGGUCAUGUAUUUUUUUUUGUUUACAUUUUUAUUAAUUACAGAUUAAAUAGUACUGAAUGGAUGGUGUUGAUUUGAUAUAAUUUUUAAAAAUAGUCUUUGUCUUUGUAAGCAUUUAAAAGUACCGUCAAACUCAGUUGAAUUGUUUUUUAUUUAUUUCACUACUGUUUUGCAGACAGUUUGUUAGCUAAAUUUUAUAUUGUGAUAUAUUUUGGUCAUAUUGCCCAGCCCUACUGGUUGUUAUAUUGUACACAAUUUUGUGGCACUUUCAGUGGCACUUAUUCAUCAAAGUUAUAAUGAAAAAAUGAGUGACAAUUUGAGAAUUUUUAACAACAUGAUUUAUAGCUUUUUAUGAUUCAUGUUCAUGAUUAAAUCAUCAUAUCUUUAGAAUAAUAAUAAUAAUAAUAACACAACCCCAAUUCCAAAAAAAGUUGGGACAGUAUGGAAAAUGCUAAUAAAAACAAACUGGAGUGAUUUGUAAAUGUACGUUGACUUGUAUUUAAACAAAAAACGUGUAAAGACAAGGUAUUUGAUGUUUUAUCUAAUCAACUGCGUACUCUUUUUUGAAGCUAAACAUUUAUUUUGAAAUUGAUGCAUACACUACGUUCCAAAAAAGUUGGGACAUUGGUCAUUUAGGACUAAUAGCAAUGUGACAAGUUGAAAUAAGAAGGUCUUGGGAAACAGGUGAGGCAUAGUAUAUAAGGAGCCUCCGAAAAAGGCCUAGUCCCUCAAGGAUGGUCAAUCACUUAUCCUACCACACUAUGCAAAGCAGAAGCCAUACAUCAACACUGUCCAGAAGCGCAGCCGACUUCUCUGGGCUCGGUCUCAUCUGAGAUGGACAGUAGCACUGUGUAAUUGUGUUUUGUGGUCCAAAGGGUCAACAUAACUAACUGGUGUCUUCAGUGUCCAAAUGCUUAAUAAGUGUUAUUAAGAGAAAAAGUGAUGUUACACAGUGGUAAACAGUUGACUGUCCCAACUUUGUUGGAGUAUGUUGAGUGUAUCCAUCCAUCCAUUUUCAGUACUGCUUAUCCUUACUGGGUCGCAAGGAACCCAGAGUCUAUCCCAGGGUUCAUGAGGCACAAGGAGGGGGACACCCUGGGCAGGAUGCCAGUCCAUCGCAGGGCACAAUCUCCCAUACAUUCACACACCCAUUCAUACACUAUGGACACUUUUUGGACAUACCAGUCAUCCUACCGUGCAUGUCUUUGGACUGUGGAGGAAACCGGAGUACCCGGAGGAAACCCCCGAAGCGGAAUUUGCAUAUUGUGCAGAGUUUGCAUGUUCUCUCCAUGCUUUGGGGGUUUCCUCCAGGUAUUCCAAAGACAUAACAAUUUUUGAUCUGUCACACUCCUUGUGUGCUAAUUUGAGGCUUUGUAAAAGAGUUGGCGAUUUAAAGGUUAUAAAGUGUAACACUACAAGAAUAUUACAUUUAGAGAAUGUAAAAUGCCAUAGUAUUAGGAUAUCAGUGAAGGAUCUGAUUCUAAUAGCAAUGAAUUUAUUUCAUUUGGUGAAACAACACUAAACACUAAUCUGACAUGUUUAGUCUUUGUCUUUCUUGAGAUAUUAAGACUUUAUUCUGAGAAUCCCGUAGCGUUCACUUUUAACAGUUGAUUGACAUUCAUUUCAAAGUAUAAUAAGAAAUUGAGCAGUCUG
Messenger RNA from Ictalurus furcatus (blue catfish), 5027 nucleotides. It is a transcript of the gene chrna11, whose product is annotated as cholinergic receptor, nicotinic, alpha 11. Gene Ontology annotation, molecular function: extracellular ligand-gated monoatomic ion channel activity; neurotransmitter receptor activity; transmembrane signaling receptor activity. Gene Ontology annotation, biological process: nervous system process; regulation of membrane potential; signal transduction. Gene Ontology annotation, cellular component: neuron projection; membrane; synapse. The transcript has 7 exons. Lineage: Eukaryota; Metazoa; Chordata; Actinopteri; Siluriformes; Ictaluridae. The coding region runs from base 371 to 1669 and encodes 432 amino acids. The record is from RefSeq and is a predicted model, not a curated record.